This is a messenger RNA of Cadophora gregata, 597 nucleotides long. RefSeq lists its product as uncharacterized. The transcript has a single exon. The record is from RefSeq and is a predicted model, not a curated record. Bases 1 to 597 code for a protein of 198 amino acids. Lineage: Eukaryota; Fungi; Ascomycota; Leotiomycetes; Helotiales; Ploettnerulaceae.
AUGUCCUCCAAAACCACCAAAUACAAACAAAGGAUAGCACUUGCUGAAACGAUCAACUCCUACGGCUCGCCCAGCAUGCCGUGUUCCAAUUGUAUUCGCUACCAUCGCAAUUGCGUGGUCCUGAAUGAGAAGUCCCAGAGGUGUGGGGAGUGUGUCCGUCGCGGCGUGAAAUGCGAUGCUCUUCAGGUUUCUAUCGACGACCUCCAAAGUCUUCGUAUGGAGGAAGAUCGCCUGAAGUUUGAGAGAGAUAUGGCCUUCGAGGCGGCCAUGGCCGGCCUGGCUCGCGUCCGCGAGCUCGAGCAGCGCCAAGCCGAGCUUCGCGAGCGAGGGAGGGAAAUGCUUCGUCGUGGUCUGAGAACUCUGGAUGAGUUGGACGAGGCUGAGGCAAAAGAAAGAGUGGAGAAGGCGGAGGCGCGGGAAGCAGCGGAGAGGGAGAAGCAAGCUUCUGCCGCUCGGCCACCUACACCGCCGCCCGCCGGCGACUCCUCCGAGUUCCACCUGGUUGAUGAACCGCUGCCUGACUUUGGGAACUCCUUCUGGGAAGACCUGGGUUUCGUUGAUGGAAACUUCGCAGCAACCCAGGGCAGUGGAGGUUAG